UCCUAACAACCAUCAAACAAACCUACGGCCAUUCUUGAAACCCUUUUUCGAGUAUCCAAUUUGGUCAUCAACAAUGGAGAGAGUAAGCAAAAUGGUGUCCGAAAAACCCCUUGUGAUCUUUAGCAAGACCCAAUGCUGCAUGAGCCACACAAUCAAGUCCCUCUUUUAUGAUUUUGGUGUCAACCCCACAAUUUACGAGCUCGACGAGAUCCCUAGAGGCCGAGAGAUCGAGCAAGCCAUCUCUAGACACGGAUGCAACCCGCCCGUGCCAGCGGUGUUCAUUGGUGGUGAGUUUGUGGGCGGAGCAGACGAGAUCAUGAGUCUCCACCUCAAGAGGGCCCUAAAGCCCAUGCUCAAAAGGGCUGGGGCCUUAUGGGUCUGAUAUUACAGUACGUGCGUGCGUCAAAUAUGAAUGACAAUGUGUUUUUAUUAUGUGUGAUCGUACUAAAAGUCGGAAUAGUGAGUAGAGGUAUAAGGAGAGGUAAAUGAGCCUAUGUGCUCCAAGUUUUCCUAACAAUACUAGCUACUAAUAACUAAAUAAUAUUGUGUACUGCAUCCUUUUUUAGUGAAGUUGCAGCUCAUGUAUGUUUUGACUUUUUGAGUUUAAAUAAUAUGGAUACCACUACUCCUACAU
Molecule: messenger RNA, 634 nt
Organism: Sesamum indicum (sesame)
Lineage: Eukaryota; Viridiplantae; Streptophyta; Magnoliopsida; Lamiales; Pedaliaceae
Product: monothiol glutaredoxin-S5
Source: RefSeq, a predicted model, not a curated record